UCCUGUCCUGUCCCCCAAAACCCGAAGCGCUGCCGCGCACCGAUCUCAUGGCGGUAGUAGAGUUCUUCCCGCCGCCGUCGCCGAUGCCGUCGGCGACGCUGCACCCCGUUGUCCGCUUCAACAUCUGUGACUGCUACGUCCGGCGCCCCGACCAGGCCGAACGCGUAAUCGGGACCCUCCUUGGCUCCGUCUCCGACGGCGUCCUUGAGAUCAAGAACUCCUACGCCGUCCCCCACAACGAGCCCGCCGACCAGGUUGCAUUAGAUGUUGAUUACCACAAUAACAUGUACAUGUGCCACCUAAAGGUGAAUCCCAAGGAAGUUACAGUUGGAUGGUUUUCAACUGGCUUUGGUGUUUCUGGUGGGAGUGCAUUGAUACAUGACUUCUAUGUAAAAGAACUUAAAGAAGCUGUUAAAUAAUUUAAAGAUACACAGAAUAUUCUUCCACCCAUUCAUCUUACAGUUGAUACUGGAUUAAGAAAUGGACAAGCUUCCAUAAAAGCUUAUAUACUUGUCAAUUUGUCUCUUGGAGAUGGGCCUCUUGCAGCGCAAUUUCAAGAAAUUCAUCUUGAUUUGAAGAUGAUUGAAGCAGAAAGAGUUGGAUCUGACGUCUUAAAGACUACUGUUACUGACAAGCUCCCCAAUGACUUGGAGGGAAUGGAAGCUUCAACAAAGAGAUUGUAUUCUCUGAUUGAUGAUAUCUACAAAUAUGUAGAUGAUGUUGUGGAGGGACGAGCGGCCCCAGAUAAUGAUAUUGGUAGAUUUCUUGCCAAUGAAUUGGCUUCCGUUCUGAAAUUUCUGCAAAUGAUUUUUGACAAUGUUUUCAACAAAAUAAUUCAGGAUAAUUUUGCAUUGUUUUACCUGUCAAGCCUCAUUAGGACACAACUAAGCAUAGUAGAGAAGCUGAACACGGCUGCUCAGAUAUUGUAACCUGUCCUCCAAUUUUGCAAAGAGGCUGCUAGUUCUUUUGUGCUGUUUCAGCUGAUAUUGACUGCUCUUGGAUUUUUUUUUUUCAGUGUGGUCGCUAUCAAUAGCCUUACAGUCAACAUAUGAGUUAUUAGUGAUAAUUUUGUAUUUUGUUUUCAACAUUUUCAAGAUCGGUUACCUCUCUGCCACCACUUUUGUAAUGGAUCAUUUUAAGAUUGUACCGAAUGUGCUGGUUUCAUGCCUAUCAUAAGUCAUAACUAGCAAGCCAUGGUUGCUCUGACGUUCGGCAUGUCUAUUUUUUCUGUAAUUUUCAUGUUUAAGGUAAAAUUGUUGUAGUGUUAGUAUAUAUUUCAUUAGGUCCAGGGGAGAUGCUUUGUCUGAUGGAUCUAACACUUCAUAUGCUCAUGAUGUACGUAUAUACUUUAGGGAAGUGAUUUAAUCAAUUAGUUCAUAUCGGAUGCUCUAAACGUUUGGAUUGUGACCGGGGGUAUCUUUGUUCGAUCAAUGUGCGUCAAACAUUUUUUGUCGUAGUAUUUGACAUUUUUAACUCAACAAGAGGUAGAUCGGAAUUUUUUUUUUUUGCCUGACAAGAGUAGCUCAAACUUUUUUUUGCUUAGGUAGAUUAAACAAUUAUUAUUUGAUCAAAGAGGAUUAAACAUUUUUUGUAUAUCAAGUAUUUUUUUGAUCCGACAAGAAUGGGUUAGAUUUUUUUGAUUGUAAGUUGAGCACUUUUGUCCUACCAAAGUGUUGCUUGUUCUUAACCAGAGUACCAGAUGGUAGAAUUUUAAUAAUACUCAAGUUGUCUGAUCUAUUGUGUUUUGUCUUGAUUAUCAAACAUUGUUGGACUUAACUCUGGUAGAUUUUUAUGACCUUGAUUCUUGCACAGGCACAAGUUUAUCUUUAGCAUCAUCUCGGUGUGAUAAUAUAUAGAUUAACUAUGAAGUUAGUAGAUUUUUUUGACUAAUUAGGCUCCACAUGUUGAGUUUCGAUUAAUCGUGAUUGAUGAUCAUGUGAUUUUAAAGAGAUUAAUGUAAUAGCAUGAUUCAAAAUAAUUGCGUACCUGUCAACUACCAUGAAAUGACCUAAAGGAAAAUGUACGCCAAGUUUCAGAAGUUUACGGGAUAUACAUACAUUAGUGAUCAAUACGAGACUAAUCGUCUUAAGAGGGCUCUCUCUAUAUAUGCCUACGCAUUGCACUCUUCAGUUGCGUUGGUAUUUUUGGUUUAGCUGCUUUCCGCGACCCGGCGUGAAUCCGCCGGACGGAAAGCACACGAGUGGAAGCGAGUUCUUGAAGGUGGAGCGGUUCCUCGAAAGGCCACGCCGACCCCUUCCACCUCGCAGCCCAUUCUCCGCCUCAAUGGAUUCAAGGGGAGAGGAGGCCGGCGUGAAUCCGCCGGACGGGACACGCCCGGACAUCUACGAGCUCUUCUGCCAUUACAACGCCCUCUACUUCCGCGACGCCCUCGGCGCCUGUGCCCUCUCCUGGGCCUCCUCCUCGCCUUACCCCAGCUAUGCUGCCUACUGUCACUAUUAUGAUGGUGGCGGUUGUGAGAUACACCUGUCUAAGCCCUUGUUGAAGACCUGCACUGCUUCUGAUCUUAAAAAUGUUUUACUACAUGAGAUGAUUCAUGCUUACCUCUUGAUUGAGUACAAUAACAAGGAUCACAGUGACCAUGGUCCAAGUUUCCAGGAUAUGAUGAAUUCAAUAAACUCCAACUCGGUUAUAGAUCCUCAGAGACCGAUAGGAGGAUACAACAUCACGAUCGAUCAUGGGUUUCAGAAGGACCAUAAUGAUGAUGGAGUUCACCAAUGGAUUUGUGAACUGUGUGGUGAGGUAAUCUUGUCAACCACAAAUAGAGGACCUUCAGCCGAUGACUGCAUCGAAAAUGUGGGGCCUGAUGCAUUUUGUGACAACCCAUUAUGUCACUGGCAUAGCCAUAACAAGCAGUGCAGUGGUAGAUACUCUAUAUGUGGGCCACCUGAAUGUUACGGUGACAAAACUAGUUCAAGAGGCAAACAAGAGUGUCAUGAGAACAGGACUGAAAAAUUGCCCCAUCUAGCUGGACAGACCAAACAAAGAUUACAUAAAACAGGACAAAAGAAGGAUAAGCACAAUGGCCAAAAAAAUAAUUUAGCCAAGUAUUUGCUGCCUUCAGGUGAUGCAACUCAAAGUUCAGCGAAUACUUCUUCCUCUAGAGAUGAUUCUUGCAAGGAAAUUAAUUUUGAACAGUUGAAACGCGACCCAGAAAUGCAGUGCGCUGUGGCAGCAGGAGGCCGUAAACGAAGAAAAAAAUGUGUUUCCAAGAAGCAUGUUUCUACUCGCCCAAAAAGAAGAAAGCUGACAAGAUGUGACAACAAAUGCACAGUUGUAAUUGAAUGGUUGGGCUUAUUCGAAGAUGAGGAAGCUGAAGAUGACUCAGAACCUCUGGUAAAUAAAAGGUCAGAGAGGAGGAAGAAGCAAAAGCUACUGAGUGGUAUUAAGGAUUGAAAUGCGCAAACUGAGGUUAUCUAUCAUGCCACCUCCUUUCAGAUGGGUUGCAGCAGAGAUGACAGAGAUAAACAUGCUAUAGAUGAGCAAGAGAGACAUCUGAUUUUGAGCAACAAUCAUCUGACAGGAAGCCUUGAAAUACAUGCUAAAGACUGGCAUACCAUGAAAGCUGCAUCCAAAGAUGAGAUUGGUUCCCUUCCCAACCGGCUGAUGAUGUGCUCCCAGAAUGCAGUGUAACUGGAUAUAUGGAUGUUAAGAUGUAUGAUGACUCCUUCGAAAUCACUGGUUAUUGUGGAUA
Molecule: messenger RNA, 3712 nt
Organism: Musa acuminata AAA Group (dessert banana)
Lineage: Eukaryota; Viridiplantae; Streptophyta; Magnoliopsida; Zingiberales; Musaceae
Exons: 12
Coding region: 2107-3414 (435 amino acids)
Biological process (GO): DNA damage response
Cellular component (GO): nucleus
Molecular function (GO): polyubiquitin modification-dependent protein binding; metalloendopeptidase activity; single-stranded DNA binding
Source: RefSeq, a predicted model, not a curated record